UUUGUUUUAGGCCCUAGUUCGGACAUAUUGGAGUAGUGAAGCAAAGAGGCAAGCAAGAGCAUACAGUUUCCUCCUCUGCAUCACCAUUGACGAAGGUAGAACAACUCCAUCACUCUCAAAGCUUAUACAUUUGCUUACAGUUGCUGGGUGGACAAUGAAGAAGGGAGUACAUCCACAGAUGCAAUGGAUCUCUUAUGUGACACAGAGCGGUAGAUUGAUGCACGUCAUGAUGACAAGGAUCCACCAUGUUGGCAAAGUCUAUCACUUUGGUGCUAAGCGUCAGUUGGCUCAAAGCAUUGGCCAGAUUGCCAAGUUCAAGCGCAGGUUUAACGAGCUAGAGGAAGAACCUUCCCAUGAGAAUAACAUCGACAACCAGAAGAAGUAACUCUUCUUCUUCUUCUCUCUCUUUCCUUUCCUCAGAAACCAAAUCUGAACAAGGCUUAAGACUUUGCACUUUUGCUCAAGGCACUAUGAACCUUGCUUUUGUUUCUUAUGAUUGAUUUUCACAGUUCUCGAGUCGCACUGUUUCAUCAAUAAAAAAAUUAUUAUUAUUCUUUGAGAACA
This is a messenger RNA of Brassica oleracea var. oleracea, 564 nucleotides long. RefSeq lists its product as uncharacterized. Bases 155 to 385 code for a protein of 76 amino acids. The transcript is spliced from 2 exons. The record is from RefSeq and is a predicted model, not a curated record. NCBI's taxonomy places the organism in Eukaryota, Viridiplantae, Streptophyta, Magnoliopsida, Brassicales, Brassicaceae.